UGUAACUACUGUUGCUUACUUUAAUAACGUAAACAAAUACUAAAUUUGUGAAGAUUUUCGUUGAUCAUCUUGUUUUGGGAAUGAAUCCAUUAACGAAUGUAAAGAAUAUCAACAAAUUAAAUGAAAUAGAACUUACAAAAGGUACUGUCAACAAGAAGUCAUGGCAUGAUUUAUAUAAAGGUAGUGCAUGGAUCUUUAUUGGUGGAUUGGCUUAUGGAUUGACUGAAGGUGAUAUUCUCUGUGUUUUUUCCCAGUACGGUGAAAUUGUUAACAUAAACCAUGUCCGAGAUAAAAAAACUGGCAAAACCAAAGGAUUUUGUUUCUUAUGUUAUGCAAAUCAGAAGAGUACUAUACUGGCAGUGGAUAAUUUAAAUGGCAUCAAACUCUGUGGUCGCACAAUUAGAGUUGAUCAUGUUGCUAACUAUAAACCUCCAAAAGAUAAUGAACAUGAUGAUGAAAUAACAAAGAUGUUGAAAUCUGAAGGUUGUGCACCAAAACCUGUGCAAGCAGAAAGCUCAAUACCUUCAGAUAAAGAAGUACAAAAGAAGAAACAUAAAAAGCAUAAGAAAGAGAAAAAGAAGAAACACAAGAAAAGGAAAAGGGUGGAGCCUGAUGAAGAGUUUUCUCUUGCAAAUGUCAAAAAGGAAAAAAUUGAUGAGGGUUAUUCUAAGUAUGAAUUUCCUGGAAAGUUUAAAAAUUCAUCUAAGAAAGAUGAAUCAUCAGAAAGUAAAAGCUCCAGUGACUCUUCUGAGUCUGAUUCUACUCACAUAUCUAGAAAAAUUAAAUCUGAUUCAUAUAAAACCCAUCCAAGCACUUCUGAAAAGCUUGAUAGACGUGAAAAAUCUGGGGCAGAUAAAUAUGAUAAGCAUAAGAUUGAAAAUUCUAAACAUAAAUCAAGAAAAGAGAAUGACUUAAGUAGUGAAUCAGACAAUGAGUCGAGCAAAAAACGGAUUUCUCCUCAUAUCUUUGAUCGUACCAAUGGUUUAUCGUUAGAAAGUAGGGGACUGAAGGAAAAAAAGAAGGGGCACCAAAAAUACGAAGGCAGUAAUUCUUCAUCUGAUGAAAAUUCUGAAAGACAUAGAAUGGAUCAUAGAAAUCCAAAAAAUAAAGAACACAUUGUGGAAAGAAGCAAUUCUAGACGUCAUCGCCAUGAUAGUUCAUCUGGAAGUGAAAAAGACUUACACUUCAAAGAAAAUAGCAGAACUAUGAGUAAGGAAAGAGAAAAGUAUCGGAGAAGAGAUUCUUUGGAAAGAGAUAGAAGAAAACAGGAUUCUCAUAGUAGCUAUCGAGAUCACCGUGGCAGGGAGUCACCUUAUAAAACAGAUCGCCAGAGUUAUAGAAGGGAUAGUAGUGAAAGAUAUGAGCGUUAUGAUAAGGACAAAGAUAAUAAAAGAGAUUAUGGAAAAUAUCACUCUGAACGAAAAGGAAGAUAAACAUAUGAUUAUUAUUUAUUAUUCAUUGUAAUUUUCAUAUAGGAAAUCAUGAAAACUAUGUUUUACUCCAUUUUUUUGUAAUUUGUUUUUUUGAAUGUUGAAUAUUUUUUU
This is a messenger RNA of Argiope bruennichi, 1544 nucleotides long. Its product is annotated as RNA-binding motif protein, X-linked 2-like. The transcript has 5 exons. Gene Ontology annotation, biological process: mRNA splicing, via spliceosome. The record is from RefSeq and is a predicted model, not a curated record. Bases 81 to 1433 code for a protein of 450 amino acids. Gene Ontology annotation, cellular component: catalytic step 2 spliceosome; U2 snRNP; precatalytic spliceosome. Gene Ontology annotation, molecular function: RNA binding. NCBI's taxonomy places the organism in Eukaryota, Metazoa, Arthropoda, Arachnida, Araneae, Araneidae.